AUGCCACGAACAUACGUAAGGAAAAAAGAAAAAAAAAACACUGAAGAACAACUCAGACAAGCAAUUGAAAAAGUAAACGAAGGACAGAAAGUUCAUCAAGCAGCAAAGGAAUUUGGCAUCCCAACUGAGACCUUGAGAAGGUGGAUUGUAAAGCCAAAUCAAGCCCGAUUUGGAAGUGGAAGGACAACUGUUCUUUCCAAUGAAGAAGAAGAACUUAUUGUGGUUGGCCUUCAGCAAUGUGCAAGGAGUGGGUGGCCAUGUGAUGGUAAAGACAUUCAAACCAUUGUCAAAUCAUUUUUGGAUAGUAUGGGUAAGGUGACCCGUUUUAAAGACAAUCUACCAGGAGAAGACUGGCUUAUUUUAUUCCGCAAACGAUGGAAAGAUCAACUGACGAUCAGAAAACCUGAAAUUUUGACGAAAAGUAGGGCAGAAGGUUUAACACAUGAAACUGUUGAUGCAUUCUUUAAGCUUUUUCAAGAAACACUUGAGCAGAAUUAUAUGAGUGAUGCCCUAGACUUGGCAGAACGUCUCCAUAAUUGCGAUGAGGCAGGACUGGCAACAAAUCCUGUUUCAAAGAAAGUUUUUAUUCCGAAGACUGAGAAAAAUGCAUACUUUCGUGCACCUAGUGCAGGAAAAACAAGCUAUAGUGUGUUGUUUUGUAUCUCUGCAAAAGGACACCUUUGCCCUCCUUUUGUUGUCUAUAAAGCAAAGAAUUUGUACCAAACUUGGACAUCAGGAGGGCCUCAAGGUGCCAGCUAUGCUGUAACCAACAGUGGUUGGAUGGAGGACUAUGUCUUUGAAGAGUGGUUUUUGAAGCAUUACGUCCCUUGGGCUGGAUCCUUCAGGAAACCAUGUAUUCUUUUUAUGGAUGGACAUGGCAGCCAUCUUACAUACAAAGUGGUAAAGACAGCAAAAGAAAACGAAAUAGUCAUCCUCUGCUUGCCACCAAACACAAGUCAUGCCCUCCAGCCUUGUGAUGUUUCUCUUUUUAGACCCCUUAAGGCUGCAUGGAAAGACAUUCUAAAGUUGUGGUUCAGAGAAACAAGAUUGAAGGCAGUAGAUAAGGCUGUGUUUCCUUCAUUGCUUAGCAAGCUUUGGCUUAAGGUAAAGGCAGAAAAUGCUGUUGCGGGAUUUGUAGGUAGUGGUCUAUAUCCAAUAAACCCGCAAAAGGUGAAGCCACGCAUUGUUGAAUGUAAUGCACCUAUCCAGCCAGGAAAUGCUGAGUCACACAGAAAGUUGCUGAGACAAGCAAUAAUAAAUGCUGUAACACCAUCUCCAUCUGAUUCCACAAAAAGUGCAAUGGCCAAUUCACAUAGGAAACGAAAGCGAGUCCAAGCAAAGGCAGGAGAAGUGCUGACAGAUGAUGAAGUAGUAGAACGAUUAAGAAAAGAAGAAAUUGCAAGGAAACAAAGAAAGCAUCAGCACAGAAAGCACCAAAAAAGAAAGGGACAGAAAGUUUUCAGGUUAUUGCCUCCACCAGUUGUGCAUCGACACCAAAGCUUCCAAAAAGAGAAAUCAAGGAGAGAAAUGCAAAACGAAGUAAACUUGUGUUUCAUGAUGACAACUCAGAUUCAGAUUGUGUUGAAUUAG
Messenger RNA from Rhopilema esculentum, 1590 nucleotides. The record is from RefSeq and is a predicted model, not a curated record. NCBI's taxonomy places the organism in Eukaryota, Metazoa, Cnidaria, Scyphozoa, Rhizostomeae, Rhizostomatidae.